GACACUCGGAAAAGAAAGAGGAGCAGCGAGGCUGAGGAGGAAGGGGGAGAGGGACAUGAUGAAGACAGCGCCCCCCAGAGGGCGGCGUCAGUUAAAGCAGAAGGCGAAGGAGAGGACGGCGUGCUGAUGUUCGACGGCGCCGGUUACCGCUGCCUGAUCUGCGGCUGGAAGAACAAGCUGAAAGGUCUGGGGAUCAACCACGUGGUGCGCAAACACAACAUCCCCAAAUCGUACGCCACCCAGGCCAUCAGACGGGACGCCGCCGCCGCCACCCCCAAACAGACGCAGAGCAGCGGGGCGGAGGAGGAGGAGGUGGUGGCCGGGCUGAGCGGGGAGCUGCUGAAGGAGGAGAUGGAGGCCACGGCCAAAGUGGUCGGCUUCAGCUCCAACCGCUUCUUCUGUCUGAUCUGUGGCUGGAAGACCAAACUGAAAGGUUUUGCCAUCAGUCACGUGGUGCGCAGCCACGACGUGGAGCGUCCCUACAGCUGCAAAGACUGCAAACGCUCCUUCUUCCUGCCCAGCCGGCUGCAGCAGCACGUCAGAGCGGCUCAUCGGCCCGGACGCUACGCCUGCCCCUUCUGCUGCUUCAGGUCUCACUUCCUGGGCGGCUUCAGGAGGCACUGCAGCCGCUGCAACGCCCGGGAGGAGGGGGAGGCGGAGGCGGGAGGAGUGGGAGUGGGAGAACAGCCGUCGUCCCCGCUGAUCUCAAGCCAGCGCUUCAGCAGCCGGCGAUCGUGA
Chelmon rostratus (copperband butterflyfish) is the source of this 738-nucleotide messenger RNA. Its product is annotated as protein glass-like. Lineage: Eukaryota; Metazoa; Chordata; Actinopteri; Chaetodontiformes; Chaetodontidae. Gene Ontology annotation, biological process: attachment of mitotic spindle microtubules to kinetochore. The coding region runs from base 127 to 738 and encodes 203 amino acids. The transcript has 3 exons. The record is from RefSeq and is a predicted model, not a curated record.